This is a messenger RNA of Prunus armeniaca (apricot), 234 nucleotides long. NCBI's taxonomy places the organism in Eukaryota, Viridiplantae, Streptophyta, Magnoliopsida, Rosales, Rosaceae. The record is from the annotation of a GenBank genome assembly.
AUGCAGAUUGAUGAGGACCCCAGCUGGCAAGACCCCAUCAUCGACUACUUGGUGAAUGGAAACCUGCCAACGGAUAAGUCCGAAGCUAGGAAGGUCCAGCAGAAGGCCGCGAGAUACUAUAUGCACGGCAGCAAGCUCAUCUGUAGAUCAUACUCCAGCCCUCAUCUCACCUGCAUAAAGUACCCUCAAACACUUGAAGUCCUCUGCAAAAUUCACUCGCCCAGAAAACUCUGA